GAGGCAGGCCAAAAGAGGGCUUUUACAAGUGGGAGAUUUCUAUAACAAAAAAGAAAAAAAUCCAACCAUUCUUGUUUUCACAGAGGAAGAUAAAUACGGUCUGUACUCGAAUUUGUUGUUCAAGUAUUUUCUGGCAGAGGGAGUUGUCUGUGGACACGAGUUGUUUGUUGCUUCUGCUAAAGAGCAUCCGGACAACAUCUUAAAGGAACUUCCAGCCCCUUUGCUUGAUGAUACCUACAAAAAUGAAUUGGGAGAAGAAGCAACAGCCAUUAAGUCUGAAGAUUUUCAGGAUUCUAUGAAAAUAGCCUGGCGCUACCAAAAUUUACCAAAAAUGGAGGCCAGCCCAACAACAUCUACAAAGUUUGGCCAUUAUUACGAUAUUUCUAAAACAAUGUCUCCAGAAUUGUUUCCGUCCAUAAAAUGGCACAGUUUUUAUCUUCCUGAAGAACUGUCUUUACAGCCUCAAAUGAAAACAUGCAAUAUGAACAGUGCUUACGCCAGGCUGCUGCAGUCCAUUCAGAGGAUUGUUUCCCAGGAGGGGUUUGAUGGCUCUGAUCCCCAGAAAAAACAAAAGAAUAUUUUGCGGAUAGGAAUUCAGAGUCUGGGUUCCUUGUUGUGGGGUGAUGACAUUUGUAGCAAUGAUACUCCUGAAGAUGUUCAUAGCCUUACAAAAUUUCUGUAUGUUCUUCGUGGCCUCCUCAGAAAGUCUUUGUCAGCCUGCAUUAUCACAGUGCCUGCUCACCUUAUCCAGAAUAAAGCAAUUAUGGAACGUGUAACAAACUUGUCAGAUAUGGUAGUUGGUCUUGAAUCAUUUAUUGGCUCCGAGAGAGAAACCAAUCCAUUAUACAAGGAUUACCACGGUUUGGUUCAUGUACACCAGAUUCCUCGGCUUAAUAGCUUGAUCUGUGAUGUGUCAGACACGAAGGACCUUGCUUUUAGAUUAAAAAGGAAGCUGUUCACCAUUGAGGUAAUAAAAUCAAAUUACGUAAGAAGAGUUAGAAAUACACAACCUGUGAUUUAUGGCAAAAAUUCUCCAAAAAGG
Molecule: messenger RNA, 1042 nt
Organism: Apaloderma vittatum (bar-tailed trogon)
Lineage: Eukaryota; Metazoa; Chordata; Aves; Trogoniformes; Trogonidae
Gene: ELP4
Product: elongator acetyltransferase complex subunit 4
Exons: 8
Biological process (GO): tRNA wobble uridine modification
Cellular component (GO): cytoplasm; transcription elongation factor complex; elongator holoenzyme complex
Source: RefSeq, a predicted model, not a curated record